AUGGCAGCACAGAGUGUCUACGGUCGAAACCGUCAAUCCGUGGCAGAUAUCGACCAAGAGCUUCAUGAUAUUUUCAGCGUACACCCACAAUCGUACACCAACAAAGAUGGAGAGGUGGCUCUCGAAGCCCAGUAUCUUCCCGAUGUAUUUGCCACAUAUCGCGAAGAGUUCGGCAUCGAGCUCAUGACUCCGGACGAGAUGAACGGCUUCAGCAACAUCAUCAACACUCAGCCAGCACUGGAAGCCACGCCUGGGACUAUUCUUGCUCUAGUUGCUAUGCGCACCUCUAAUAGUCCGACAGAGAAUGCAGACGAGGACUCGCCAGAAGGCGAGGAGUUUCGUGGUCGUUCAGAUGAGCGCGACUACUCAGGUUACAAUUCGCGUUCGUCUAGCAUGGAGUCUAACGGCACAUCCGUCUAUCGCCUGUCCGGAAGCCGUCCGCCGAGCCGGCCACAGAGCCGGAAUGGUCCGAGGACGCCCGCGAAAGAUUCCGUGUUUGACGCGCAGAAGCGACAGCGUACAACGCCCUUGGGCAAGACAGCGCCCUCCAGUUGGUCCAAACGCCCAGUUGCGCCCAGUAGAAGGAAGAGUGAUGCGGGCGGUCAUAGUCGCGCGCUUAGUGAUUCCGAGCCUCAACCCCCCUUAUCCCCAACCACCAGCGUCGACACUAUUGGCUCGCCUACCUUGGUCAGCCCAUCGUCGAGACCACAUUCGCGGACACAGUCUCAGCCUCAAGCUCACUUCAACAGCGUGAACUUCCCUCAUCCUUACGGCCUCAGUGGUCGGGAGUCUCCAACUGAUAUGGGGCCGCCCUACGCUGACCCGGCGAAUCCGAUGUACGAUGAUUUAGAGGAGGAUAUCAACUCGCUUCCUAUGCCCAGAUCUCUUGACUUUGAAUCAGAAGACGACGACGACGAUUCUGCGUUGGGCCUUAUUCUAGAUCAUGAGCGGUCGGCCACUUCGUCGACAGUAUCUAUGGAGCCCACAGAACGGAUGGAGGCCCUUCAGCGUGUAAAUGCGGAGCUCGGGAAGAAACUUAUGGAGGCGGAGAGAACCUUGCAGAAUCGACUAGCAGAUCAUGAAAUGGAACUCGAGGAGAUGGAGGCGAGAUUGGAGGAGGCGAAGGGCGAGCUCAGUGCCGCGAAAAGGGAAGAGAAGGAACUUCGGAACAAGGAGAAAUCGCACAUAACUCAGAUCUCUGUCCUGGAAGUCGAGAUUGCGAAAGUGCAAAAAAGCCUCGAGACCUCGCGGGCUUCGUACGAGAGCCUUCAAAAGCAGUAUAAAGAACAACUGAGCCAAUCAGAGGAAUUGCGGAAUACCCUUAGGCUUAAGGACCAGGAAAUCAAAGAAAAUCAGGAGGUAGCGGCUCUGCAACUCAUCGAAAUCAACAAAUGGAGCAAGGAGCAUGAUGCUUACGAGGAUCGUAUCGGCAUCCUAGAAGGCGAAUUGGCCAUGGCGCAUGAAGCUCAGUCGUCGCUUGACGAGCAAAAGCAAGAAAACCUCAUGCUCAAGGAGACUAUUGAUCGUAUGCGUUUCGACAUGGAUGAGCUACGCAACGGCUUGUCCAGUAGCACGAAUGGCCCUCACAGUGGCGGCUCAAGUGCUGUCAACAGUAUGAGCAAGAGCCUGGGUGCAGAGUUACUGAGCCACAUGGGUAAGGGCGGGUGGGAAGAGGACGAAGACGAUGAUAAGUCGUCGAACUCGACGUUGGAGGCCCAUGAAUUGGAGAGUCAGGAUGAGGAUACAGAAAGCGAGGAUGUUAUACAGACUAUCAUCACCCGCACAACGAGACGUGGUCCGAAUCGUGCCAACAAGGUGCAAGCCAUCACGAUCGAGGACAACCGGGUGUAUGCCGACGCAUACACACAAUACGAUGUCUCUCAAUUCACGUCAUCGUCCUCGACGCAGACUGACCUACAGCGCGUAUCGACGUCUGGAACGCAGACCGAACCGCCUAGGACGAUGUCGUUUUCAAUUCAGACAGACCCCGCUUUGCCUAAAGCGACCACAGAAGUUGAGAUUCAAACAGAUGAGCCUGAGCCGUCUCGAUCACCAUCACCGACGGAAGCAGACGAAUCCAUGACUUCUUCGUCGUCAACCGUCCUUCCUCCGACCCCCAAGGCCAAAGCUGCCACCCUUGAUCCCAUCCAGGCCGACCUGCCCCCUUCCUACAACCAAGCCGCGUCUCAGGCGCUCCUCCACGACCUUGACCACCUCCUCAAUGCUGAUGACCUCACUUUCGCCAACAUCUCCGACCCCCAGGCCCGACGCGACCUUCGCAUCGCUGCUGAGAUAUUGAAAAAAUGGCAUAAGGGCACCCACUUGCCCGUUCGUGGGGUCGAUGGCGGCGUAUCGCCUGAGGCCAUUGAAGAAUGGCGCGCAUUGAAGCAAGAACUCGGGGUCGACUGCACUAUCAUCGACAAGAUCAUCGCCGCCUCGCCUCGUACGGAAGGCACCCGACCGCCACGAGACAGUAGUAGCCGGCGCAACCGGUUCUAUAAUAUCUACAACACCUACGUCUACGGCGCGCGGGGCGAAGGCAAGGCAGGGAUUUCGAGCUUGGUGUCCCACUUGCUGCUGUGCGUAGGAGCCUCUGCCGCUGUGUUCAUCGCGAUGAGCCCAUUCCUGGCGCAGCAAUACGUCGUGCCCGGUGGCCCUACAUACUACGACCGCGCUGCAUGGACAAGCUUCAACACGAUGCACGCCUCUGGAGAGGGAUUCGCAAACGACGGGACGGCGGCCGUGUGGCACUUCCUCGGUAGACUCGGAGGUGGGGCUGCGCAUAUUGUGCGUGGCUUCCCGACAUGA
Messenger RNA from Heterobasidion irregulare TC 32-1, 2808 nucleotides. RefSeq lists its product as uncharacterized. NCBI's taxonomy places the organism in Eukaryota, Fungi, Basidiomycota, Agaricomycetes, Russulales, Bondarzewiaceae. Bases 1 to 2808 code for a protein of 935 amino acids. The transcript has 6 exons. The record is from RefSeq and is a predicted model, not a curated record.